UCACAUAAUAUCAUCACCAGUUUUUUUUUCUUAUCUGGAUUCCACCUUAUCAGAAAUUGAGUCAUUGUUGGAUUUUUUAAAUAAUGGUUUAAUUAAGGGAUACAAAAUAAAAAUGGGUGGUUCUGCAGCAGCAUCUUCUUCUUCGGUACCUCUUUUCGUGGGUAUUUUCCUCUUCUUUAGGGCGUUGCCAACUUGUGGCGGAGUGCAGAUUAAUUAUCAACUCUCACAACCACAAAUCUACAUUGAAGAUGGGAACAUUUACAUUGUUCCGGCACAAGGAAGGAAUCUCGUAUUGGCGUCGAACGGUGACGGAAAAAUACUGUUUGACGAGAUCGAAAUGCGAAGUUUGGUAUCUUCGGUCCGAAAUAGCACCAGAGAUUUGGACAGUUUCAAACAAAUCUUUGGCUCACCGUCAAACUCUUCGGCUGGUUUGUCGCAGCGAAUCGCGUCGUUAGAACAGACAAUGUACCGUCUCAAUCUAGUGGAAACUUUGGAUACACGAUUGACCAAUGUGGAGCGACAAAUUUUGUUCAAUUCGACCCAAACGCAACAAACGGAGGACGGAUCUCGUCGAAAUUCUGUGAAUAAUCGCCUCCGCCGUUUGACCUCACGUGUGGAAGUGUUGGAAAAUCGCCUUGCUCGGGGUGGAGGUGGUGGCGGAGGGAGGAAUCCUUGCUCCAGUAAUCCUUGCAGUCACGGGGGAUCAUGCAUCCCCACAGCGUUCGGACCCUUUUGCUGGUGUCGGGACGGUUGGGAGGGCCCCACCUGCGAACAAGACACCAACGAAUGCGCCAACUUUGCUGGGACAGAUUUAGGAUGUCAGAAUCAAGCCACGUGCCUCAAUAAGCCGGGCGGAUAUGAUUGUCAAUGUCGCCCCGGAUGGAUGGGGAUUCACUGCACGAAACGUCAAGGCGAUUGUUCCUCUGGUCCAGCGUGGGAGCUUUGCGGGCAUGGAAUUUGUAUAAAUCAAGCCUCCGGAGCCAGACCGUUUAUCUGCAUGUGUGACCAAGGUUGGAAAACAGACGGAUCCAGUCCAGCGUGUAACGUUGACGUGAACGAAUGUGACACGGGUCACGCUUUAUGCUCAACCAAUCCUCCCGUGAACUGUAUCAAUACGCCGGGAUCCUACAUGUGCGGGCCUUGUCCAGCAGGCUUCACCGGAAAUGGUCACCGUUGCAUGGACGUCAACGAGUGCCUUGUGGGUAACGGAGGCUGCAGCAUGAACCCGAUGGUGCAAUGCAUCAACACACCUGGAUCUCGAACGUGUGGAGAAUGUCCUCCGGGCUACAUGGGAAAUGGCAUCGUUUGUCAGUACGUUGGUCUCUGCGCCGUCAAUAAUGGAGGGUGUCAUCCGAUGGCGAGAUGUGCAGAAAAUCCGGUGAUCGGCCAGAGUUUCGUGCAAUGUUUGUGUCCCGCGGGAUACACGGGGACUGGGAUGGGACUUCAUGGAUGUUUUCCGCAUGGUGGGACCGGUGGUGGGGGUGGUUCUGCAGUUGGCCCUCCAAAUCCAUGCGGGCCUCCAAGUCCCUGUGCAAAUUCGGGAAUAUGUCAACCACACGGGAACGCUUUUACGUGCAUUUGUUUCAACGGGUUUUCUGGUCCAACAUGCUCCACCCGACAAAAUCCUUGCCUCGUGCAACCCUCACCGUGUCAAAACAACGGCGUCUGUUCCCCCAACCCUCUCACAACUUCGGGCUUCACCUGCACAUGCGGAUCCGAUUUUACCGGGGAAUUUUGUCAAGAUCAGGUCCAAUCUUGUGGCGGAGUUUUGGCCACGGAUCAAGGUCGGCUUAGCUUUCCGCAUGACACGAACCCUGAUCUCUACAUGGACAAUAUGAACUGCGUGUGGACCAUGAGGACGGAAAUUGGCAAAGUUUUCAACCUCACGUUCAGCCGGUUUCACUUGGAGGGAUAUCCAGACGGGGCGUGUCCACAUGAUUCGCUCACCAUUUUGGACGGAGCUGACCAAUCUGCCCCACUUUUGGGUCGCUAUUGUGGCGACGUGCUGCCCAACGGGGGCUCCGUCAUAUCAACGCAUGAAUCUCUCUACAUCAAAUUUUCCUCGGACCAUAGCAUUGUCGGAUUGGGGUUUGAGUUCACGUGGAAUACGACCAGCCCCGUGUGUGGUGGCUAUAUCACAAAUAAGACGCACGGUUCCAUCAAUUCGCCCGGUUAUCCUGGAAAUUAUCCGCACAAUCGGGACUGCGAAUGGCAGAUUGCGGUCAAUCCCGGAAAACGGAUUCAACUCGUGUUUGCCACAUUUCGAAUAGAAUCUCAUCCUAAUUGCACGUUCGACUAUUUCCAAGUUCGAGACGGCCUCGAAGAGAACGCACCCAGUCUCGCAUAUUACUGUAAUACGAUCCUCCCACCGCCGAUUGUCUCGUCCGGUGCGUUUCUCUCAAUCCGCUUUCAUUCCGAUGGUUCUUCUACGGAUGCCGGGUUUCACAUCACUUUUGCCGAAGUGCCGGGAAUUCCCGGCUGUGGAGGAGUCCUCACCCAACCGAACGGCGUCUUCUCGUCUCCCGAACAUCCCGAACCGUACGCGCAUGGAUUGGAGUGCGACUGGUUGAUUCGCCUCCCAUCCCCCGGGGAUCGGAUAACUCUGCACUUUAAUACUUUCCAACUAGAAGGGUCCUCAAAUUGCCGAUACGAUUAUGUUGAAGUUCACGACGGGCCUACGCCAAACAGUGCGAUGGUCGGUCGCUUUUGUGGCUCUAGCAUUCCACCCGAUUUCCAAUCGUCAGGAUCCACUUUGUUCGUCAAGUUCAAAUCCGACGAGUCUGUCGCGUAUGGUGGAUUUUCUGCAAAGUAUGAAGCCGUUUGUGGCGGAGUCUUCUCUGAAGCGGAAGGCCUCAUCCGGUCGCCCUACUAUCCCAACCCUUACCCGAAAAAUAGAGACUGCGUCUACCUAAUCUCUGCCCCUCCCGGGAAAGGAAUUCUGCUCGAUUUUAUGGACUUUGAUAUCGAAUCCGUGUCCGACGUGCGAUGCUACUUUGAUUAUUUGGAGAUUCGUGACGGUGACACGGAAAACUCCACCCUUCUCGGCCACUUUUGCGGUCCCCCGACCUCCGCCCCGGACAGAAUCGUGUCCACCCACAACUACAUCUGGCUCAAGUUUAAGACGGAUUCGAGCGUGCAAAAUCGUGGUUUUUUGGCAAACUAUUCCACCUACGAUACCGGUUGUGGAGGGAUAAUUCGUGACUCGCAUGGCGUAAUAAGUUCCCCUGGACAUCCAGAAAUUUACCCGCAUGGCGUCUCCUGCACCUGGGUUCUGCGUGGCUUACCCGGGCAAGCAGUGCGACUCACGUGGAUCUCAUUCUCGCUCGAAGCUGCGACCGGUUGUAGAUACGAUUUCGUCCAAGUUUUCGAUAAUUCUAGUCUACUCACGAAUGGGAGUUCGAUCGGAAGAUUUUGUGGCCACGAUACUCCUCCUGUCCUCACAUCCUCCGACAACACCAUGACGGUCGUUUUCCAGUCUGACCAUAGCGUGGCGCAUGACGGUUUCAUGGCAAAUUUUGUCCUCUUAAAUACUUCGACAGUCUGUGGGGGCGAGUUCUUCUCGGAAUAUGGUAUCAUCCGCUCUCCUCGUUACCCACAAUUCUACCCGAAUCGCAAAAGCUGCACGUGGACGAUCAAAGUUCCAACGGGGAGACAAAUUCGACUCAAUAUUUCUGAUUUCGACCUCGAAGCGGGAGGAUCUAGUCGGCAGUGCAAUUAUGAUUUCUUGGAGAUUAGAAAUGGAGCCUACACGACAUCCCCACUGAUCGGUCGGUUCUGCGGAAAUGUGCAACCACCCCCAAUGAUCCCGUCCUUCAGUAACUCACUCCACCUCAAAUUCGUGAGUGACAUGUCACAUGCCGGGAGAGGAUUCAUGAUCACGUGGGACGGAACUACGACAGGCUGUGGUGGCGCCCUAACUUCCCCCACGGGAUCGAUCGUGUCGCCAAACUAUCCGCAAAACUACGGCUCUCGGACAGAAUGCAUUUGGACGAUCAGUAUCAAUCAAGGCAGCGCGUUGCAACUCGUCUUUGUCGACUUGGACAUUCAACACUCUUCCUCCUGUUGGGGCGAGUAUAUCGAGAUCCGCGACGGGCGUGACCACAGGGCUCCCCUGCUUGGCAAGUAUUGUCACUCCGACUCCGUCCUCAGCCUUAAUACGACCGGAAAUCUGGUCUGGAUCAAGUUCUUGAGCGGAUAUGGUGGAACGGGGAGAGGAUUUCAGAUGAAUUAUAGAGCAACAUGCAACCGAGUAAUCACCGGAUUUCAUGGGGUCAUUGAAUCCCCCAAUUUUCCAAAUCCGUACCCACACAAUCGAAACUGCACGUGGGAGUUGCAAGCCCCCCUCGGAAAUAAGUUGAACGUCUCCUUCUCUCACUUUGACAUUGAGGGUCCUCCUCGCGGCGGAGAGCGAUGCGUCUACGACUUUGUCAACCUCAAAGAAUGGAAGCGUCCCACCCACACGACGGACGCGGUUAGUGUGACGGAUCUCGGAAAAUUCUGCGGUUCGACGCGACCCCCACUCAUCUCCUCGACCAAGGACACGCUCUCCAUCAAUUUCGUGUCCGACUAUUCCUACGCCAUGAAUGGGUUUCGAUUAGAGUGGAAAGUUAAUGGCUGCGGCGGACGCCUCAUCGGCUCCUACAACUACCUCCGAUCUCCCAACUACCCCAACAAAUAUGGAAACAACGUCGUCUGCUUGUGGCACGUGACGACCGAACUCGGCACGAAAGUGGAGCUUCAAAUCUACGAGUUGGAAAUCGAACGAUCCGAAGACUGUCGAUAUGACGGGCUGACCGUGUACGGCGGAUCGGACGCCACGUCGCCCCAGUUGACCUCGCUGUGCCACAGUUCCGGCUCCAUCGGCUCCCCCGUCAUCGUCACGUCGCACGGAAACAACAUGUACAUCAAGUUCUACUCGGACGGUUCCGUCCCCUCGAAGGGAUUCUAUGGCUCCGUCCGCGCCGUGGCGGGCGGUUGUGGGGGAAGGUUCAGGACCCUCAACGGCUUCGUACAGUCGCCUAAUUAUCCGGGAAAUUAUGAUCAUAACGACGACUGCGGCUGGUUGAUUGAAGUCGACCAGAAUCACGUGGUGGAGCUGAGAUUCAUGGAUUUUAGUGUGGAACGACAUAUCAACUGCAGUUAUGACCAUGUGGCGAUUUACGACGGUGUCUCCACCUACGACCCCCUCCUCUUAAUGCACUGCGGCUCCUCCUUACCCUACCCUCCACUCAUCCGCUCCUCCGGAAACAAAAUGUACCUCCGACUCAAAACGGAUGGAUCCGCAUCAUCCCGCGGAUUCAAGGCCAAUUUCACGACCGGCUGUGGCGCCCGGAUCACUCCCUCGGGUUGGUCGCGUUCCCUCACCUCGCCCCAUUAUCCGAGCCCCCUUCUCCCCAACACGAACUGCAGUUGGAUCCUGUCCACGCCCGAACCCGAUGAGCACGUGACCUUCACCGUGACCAAUCUCGCCAUCCACUCCGACCCGCCGCAGACCCCGGCGUCACCAUCGUCGACGGGAUCCUGCGCCAUAAACUUUGUCGAAAUUUUGGACGGCGAAGACGUCGAGGCUCCCUCGCUCGGGAAAUUUUGCUCGACCCAGAUCCCGCCAUCGUUCACGAGUCGUGGAAAUUCGCUCCUGGUUCGACUGCAGAUUGGCGAAAAUGGGGGAGGGUUCGGGUUUCGGGGGGUUUAUGAUUUUGCGAGUUCGGCAUGCGGGUCGACGACGCUGUUGACGUCGAUGAAUGGUUCAUUUACGAGUCCUAAUUAUCCGAAUGGGUAUCCACCUAAUAUUGAGUGUAUUUGGAAUAUACAGGUUUCUGCGGGAAAUAAGAUUCAACUCUCCUUCCGCCGUUUUGAAGUUGAGUCGAGCGACCAUUGUAACACUGAUUUUGUCGAAAUUCACGAAUCCGACUCGGAGGGAAGACUUUUAGGUCAUUUUUGUGGAAACGAUAUCCCCGCCAAUUUAACGGCCGCGACCAGUUUGUGGGUCAUGUUUCGAACGGACGGAGAAGGACAGGCGGUCGGGUUUUGGGCCGAUUACAAUUUAGAACAUGGGAACGAACUCUCUGGAGCCUACGGAGUCAUCGAGUCUCCCGGAUAUCCACAAGUCAACACGAUCACGGGAACGUACUCCUGGCGCGUUUCCGUCAACGAGUCGUACGCCAUUCAAGUCGCGUUUACUGAUGUCGAUCUAGUCAAUUAUGUCGACCAACCAGGCGACUGUGAUGCCGGGUUCGUACGGAUAAUUAUUUACGACGGGUACGAUGAACAAGCCCCAAUUCUGCUUAAAUCAUGUUCUGGGACGUCUCUCUCUCCCGUAACUUCGACCGGAAAUAUCGUCUACGUCCAGUACGUGAGACCCUACUGGAGUGGAAAGUUCCGCCUCGUGUGGAAUCAAGUUCAACCAGCAAGCUCUGAAUUGGCUCACUUGUCCAACAUCACGGGCUGUGGAGGCAACUAUUCCAUCGAUGGAAACGUGACCACGCUGCUAAGUCCGAAUUAUCCCUUCGUCUACCCACACAAUAUUCGCUGCGUGUGGUUUAUCAAUUCCCCUCCGCACACCAGGAUUCAAAUUCAAGUGGAGGAUUUCGACAUGGAGUCCAAUGUAAACUGCUUAUUCGAUAAGGUUGAGAUUUACGAUGGUCAACUUGGCCUUCCCAACUACGUCUUGAAUAAGACGCUCUGCCAUCGAACCCAGAUCAACGGAACGCUUCUCUCGUCCGGGAGAUUUUUACAGAUCGUGAUGAUCACGGAUUCCUCCGAUGCGAGACCUGGGUUCAAUCUGUCGCUGUCGGCUGUUUGCGGCGGCUACUCGCGCGAGCCUCGUGGAAAAAUAACGUCUCCUGGCUAUCCUGGAAUGUACUUUCCCUCCCUCUGCGACUGGAGCAUUAUCGUCCGUCCGGGCAGAACUAUUUCCACGCGUUUCGAAUUUCUGGAUAUUUACGGAGAUUCUUCUGGAUGUGUGUCGGAUGAAUUGAUUGUUCGCAACGGUGGCAGUGAAAAUUCCCCAUUUCUCGGUGCCGGAAGAUAUUGCGGCUCAACGGCACCAAGCUUGCCGGAAACGAGUGGGAAUCAACUUCAUGUCUCUUUCCGGUCUUGGACGAGUAAUCGAAGGGGUUUCUCCCUAGUUUACGAAGAAGUGGGGGCCGGUUGUGGCGGAGAAAUUUACUUGACAGACCAAGUUCCCUCGACGAUCAUCUCAUCGCCAAAUUUCCCCAAUAUUCCGCCCCCAUUUACAGAGUGCGAAUGGCGUAUUUCCGUUCCACAAGGGGAAGCUGUCCAACUUAGGUUUCUGCUCCAGUUCGACUUCGAUCUCUCGUCUCCGAACUGUCAACGUUCCGGGAUAGAAUUGUACGAUGGAGGCACCGCAAUGUCAAAUCUGAUUGGGAGACACUGUCGAACGAUGCCAGGGACACAGAAAAGCACUGGAAACAUUAUGUACGUCCGGUAUUAUACCGACGUUCCCGAACCGAGGCAGGGCUUCAAGGCGGAAGUCAAAAUUGCCACGUGUGGAGGUCUCUUAACGGGUUGGAUAGGCCGAAUCCAAUCUCCCGGAUAUCCAACACCGUACGAUGUCAAUCUCGACUGCCUCUGGACAAUCCGCUCUCCAUCGGGGACUUAUGUGCAGCUCCGUUUUCAAGAAGUCGACCUGGGCGCGACGCCCGAAACGGGAGGUGGUGCUGACGAAAGCAGCAAUUCUUCCAUUGUGGUUAGGACAGACCCGAUCUGUCGGCAGGAUCAGGACAGAAUAUUUGUCACGGAACCAAGCAUGGCUGAUGUCGAAUAUCCGCGGAAUUGGACGAUCUGCACCACGCAACGAUUCCUCAUUCAAUCCAGCACGAACGAAAUUUCGAUCCGUUUUAUUUCCGAUGAUACCCGAGACACGACGCGGAAAGGAUUCAGGGUCGCAUUUUUUGCACGAAAUGAACCAUGCGGCGGAGUAUUCCGAGCUUCGAGUGGGGUCAUUCAAACGCCCAACUAUCCAAACCCAUACCCACACUAUCGACACUGCUCGUGGCGCAUCGUUGCCCCAGAAGAUCGACGAGUUCGCCUCGAGUUCUUGGAUUUCGACUUGGAAGAAACGUACACAUCGGGAGGGAGGAGGUUUUGCUAUGACUCUGUUUCUAUCUUCCAAGGUCGCUGGCGUGACUUACCACGCCUCUACAAUCGCACCCUUUGCGGCCCAAAUCUCCCUCCCCCCGUGGAAACUACCCAGAACGAAAUGACCAUUUACUUCGGUUCGGAUAACUCCGUGGCGCAUCGUGGUUUCAAAGCGAGAUACAGCACCGACCUUCCUCGUUCGUGUGGGGGUCUGCUCCCUCCUGGAAAUGGGACCUUGUUAUCGCCCAAUAUUUCCACCGGGACGCCUGACACGACGACGAACGCGCUCUGCUACUGGUCGACAGGAUCGUCAUCUUCGUAUACCAGAGAAACUAACGGGACGACGAUUGUGACCAUAAACUCGUUACGGAUUCCACCCUGGGGUGGUCCCAACGAUCCGAAUUGUCCUCAAGGGUCGCUACUCAUCACUCCGUCAGACGUGACGUACAAAGCGGCGUGGAAAAAGCUGUGCGGUUCCGUGUCCGGGAUGAAGCUGUACCUGCCCGGAAGUAAAAUUCAAGUAGAUUACGAGGCGGCCUGGGUCAAUUCCACGUUCAGUUUGGAGUAUCGCGUGGCUUCGUGCGGAGAAAGGUUGGCCGGUCCGCUGGACAAUAUUACGAGUCUCAAUUAUCCGUCGACCUAUCCCUUGUCCACCGAAUGCAUCUGGAUUCUCGAGUACUCACCCGCUUCUCAAAUCCGCAUCCGAUUCCUCGACCUUGACCUUGACGAUCACCGCGGUGGUGGGGACGAAGGUUGCGACCGCGACUAUGUCAUCGUGCGGAACGGGAAGUAUCAAACGUCUCCUAUGCUGGGCAAGUUUUGUGGAUCGAAUUCGCCCCCGGACAUCGUCUCCAUGUCGUCCCAUGUCUGGAUCGAGUUCCACUCGGAUGAAAAUUCCGAUCCGGGCCGGCGUGGCUUCAGCGUUCAAACGGAAAAGGUGGCGAGAGGAUGUGGGGGAAUUAUUCAUAGAAAAUAUGGACGAUUGACGUCCCCCGAGGUGCCGGCGGUGGGACCGAUCAGUGGUCCAGGAGGAGGAGGCAGUAGGAGAAGAUAUCCACCAAACACGGAGUGCGAAUGGAUCAUCGAGUCCGUUCCGGGCUACGUGAUCAAUCUCAUGUUCGAUGGACGAUUUGACAUCGAGCAGUCGACCAAUUGCAGUAACGAUUAUGUCGAGUUGUUCGCCAAGAAGGAGGGAAAUUCUGACGGAUGGGACCCUCUCGGUCGAUUUUGCGGUCGUCAAAUCCCGCCCGCCAUAAAUACGACGACUGCCUCGAUAAAAGUUAGAUUCGUCUCGAACACCGCCAUUGACGGGAAUGGGUUCUCUCUCGUGUGGUAUUCUCCGUGCGGGGGGCUUUUCAAGGAACCCUCGGGAACCAUCCGAUCCGCUCAUUUCGACCGAUUCAACCACUCUUCCUCCCUCAAUCAAGAAAAUUACUGGAACUUUGUCGGCUGGGAGUCAAACUGGGUAACGAAACGGUGCGACUAUGUCAUCCAAGCGGGGACGGAGGACUACGUCGUGCUCGAAUUCUUGUCCCCGUUUGACAUCACGGUCCCCUCGUCGUACGGGGUCAAGAGAUCCGAAGUACUGGAGGAGUGUCCCGAGGUCAACUUGACCAUGUGGCAGGGCAACAGUUCAAGUCGACCGCAAACCGAACCCGGCGUCGUGUGCGGGACGAAUCUUCCCCCCGCUUUUGUGGGGAAGGGUGCCGUCACGAUUUCGUAUAAUUAUCGACCGCAAUUCCAAAAUGAAGGCUUCCUCGCCCGCUAUUCAAUUUUCCGGUGUGGGGGUUUCAUCACAGAGCCGAGUCUCGUCUCCUCUCCGGGACACCCAUUCACCUCCGCGCCCCACAUGAAUUGCACCUGGGUCAUCCGCGCCCCAGCAAAUCGCGUCGUUCGCUUCCGGUUUGAAACCCUCGAGCUCGAGUUCCACUCCAGAUGCGUGUACGACUUUGUCAAACUGUUCGACGGGGAGGGAAUCCGGGACGACAAACUGUUGGGAACCUUCUGCGGAAAUAUGACCAAAGAUUUCCAUCCUCUCAGCUCCAAAGGAAAUUCCAUGACGCUACAGUUUAGCACGGAUUGGACGAUACAGCAUGGCGGAUUUUCUGGCGUGGUGGAAUUUACGGCGGGAGAAAGUCAAGGCUGCGGUGGGCAAAAGAACGUGUCCUCGGGCCCCGUCACGAUCCAAAGUGUGACCUCGAAUGGAAAUUACGAGCCCAUGUUGGACUGCCAGUGGCUCAUUGCUGGACCAGACUUUCACUCUUUGGACGUUACCUUCCAAUUUUUUAAUCUCGAAGGGGGUGGACGCACGCCGGGGAAAAGUGUGACGGAUACCGGAAAUCCGUGUCCAUACGAUUACAUUGAGAUGUGGGACGGUCCAGGACCAUUUUCUCAAAAAUUGGGAAAAUUCUGCGGCUCACAAACCCCACCGGCAAUCUCUUCAUCGAAUAAUUACAUCUGGAUUCGAUUUGUUACCGAUAGCUCAUAUAACUUUCCCGGAUUUACGGCAAGAAUUACGAGCCGAGAAUCCCCCUGUGGCAGAAAUUUCGUCCUUAAUGCGACCACCACCGAGUCACAAGUACUAACUUCGCCCCAAUAUCCGUCCCAAUAUCCGCCCAACACGAGGUGCAAAUGGAUUAUUGAUGGAGCCUCAUUUUUCGACGAGGUCGACGUAAAGUUCAUCGAGAUGGACAUUCCCCCAAGUUCAGAUUGUUCCAAUGACUGGCUCGAAAUUAAGGAUGUUUCCACAUCGUACACUUCUCCCGAGGGAAUUAGCGGACCUAUUCUUUUCAUUGGAAAUGGACCAGUCGACUGGAGACACAGACAUGUCCAGGCUGACGACGUGAUCAUGCAAGACGUCCGCUACUGCGGGAGUCAAACUCCGCCCGACUUUUUCUCUGUGGGACGCUCCAUCGAAUUGGUCUUCCGUACGGACUCUUCCGGUUCUGGGAGAGGUUUCAAACUCGAGUACAAGGCGGCUGGCUGCAACCGAACCUACGAGAACCAUCAGGGACGAAUCUUCUCCCCUGAAUUCCCCUCCCAUUCGCCGGUCAUGUCAAACUGUCAGUUUUCCAUCCGUGCCGGAAAUGGAACCUAUAUUUCGCUAUAUUUCAACAAGUUUCUACUUCCUGGAACACCUGCGACGUCCCUGGAAUGCUCCGAAGCCGCAAUGGAGGUCCGCGAUGGAUCGCCGAAUGGUCGCGGUCUCGGAAAAUUCUGCGGAUCGUCCCUACCAAACCCGAUAUUUUCUUUGAGCAAUGUCCUCUGGAUUCGCUACUUCACCCGAAUCGCGUUAAGUCGAGGGUACGACAUUUCGUACACGACGACAACAUCCGGUCGAGGCUGUGGGGGCGCAUUUUUCCACACCGGGGGCAGCUUCAGCAGUCCAAUGUAUCCCGGAAAUUACUCUCUUGAUUCGGAUUGUCGUUGGAGAGUCCGUGUCCCGGCUGGGCUCGUGGUCCAGAUGAACUUUACGGAUUUCCUAAUUGGAGGCGAUUGUUCUACCGAGUUUGUCGAAAUACUUUCCACAGAUCCACACAACCCGACCUUGCCAGGCGUGCUUUUCUCCAGAUUUUGUCCGGGGGACACCAUUUCGACCUACACUGGAACCACAUCCGCCGCCGAGGUGCGGUACAAGACGAGCCUUAACAAUACCGGGGGUGGAUGGAGGGCCGUCUUUAAAGGCGUCACACCUAUUCGACUUCCUCCCCAAAGCGUUACAAAUUAAUUUCAAGAAACAUAUUAUUAAAUAAAUACAAUAUCAAUUUGUUCAUUGUCGAAUUUCGUAACCUGAUAAUAUAUAUAAUAAAGGCGGAUUUUUUAUCAUAUAAAUACCAA
Messenger RNA from Folsomia candida, 11937 nucleotides. Its product is annotated as cubilin. Lineage: Eukaryota; Metazoa; Arthropoda; Collembola; Entomobryomorpha; Isotomidae. Bases 113 to 11827 code for a protein of 3904 amino acids. Gene Ontology annotation, molecular function: calcium ion binding. The record is from RefSeq and is a predicted model, not a curated record. The transcript is spliced from 58 exons.